GUCACACGCUGUCAAAACAAAAAGGCCACCAUCCAUUGAGCGCGUAGAAAGUAUCGUGUUUUAGCGGACUAGAUUGUGUUUAAUUAUCUUAGAUUUCGCGCAAGAAAUCUACUUUUAUCUAGUUUAGAAAGUAACGCUAUGGGAACGAAACGCAAGGCCGAAGAAGAGAUCCUGGAGAUUCCCAGCGAUGACGAUGAUGGGAACGAUAGCGACGUUCAGAUCCAGGAGAAACCGAUCCCCGUCGUCACCGUGGACGACGAUGAAGAUUCUCCAAAACAAGCGCCCUCACAUUCCACUCCGGUUCGGCCGUCCCAAAAGGGCGUGAAAGAAUCCCCCCAUAACGAUUCUCUAGAGGCGCCUCCUCCUCCGGAUAUCAGCCAUUGCAAUUCUAGUAUAGAAGAGAAAGAAAAGCAACCCAUGCCAGUGGAAACAAUGAUUUCUGACAACAAUGUUUUGCUCAGUAUGCAGUUCCGGAACAAGGAAUUGUUCCAACUAUUCAAGGGAUCCCUCUCGGAAUACCUGAAGACGACGUUCCAGCUGAAGAUGGGCGGAGAGGAAGUGGAUGUUAUCCUACAAACGGAACAAUUCUCCAUUCAGGUAUUAUCCAAAACUUAUUGCCAGGAAUCGAUGCUAAAUGCUUCAGCGGAAUGCACUCCAGUCCAAAGCAAUGCGACACUUCCGGAAGCCGAGAAGGAAACUGCAAGUGCAAACAAUGAAGCGAACACGGACGGAAUGUUCGUCAUAGACUCGACUCCGGCCAAAACGGCCAAGGGUGGCCCCAUCAUCCCCAGCUACAAGAAAGCUCUGCAAAAAGUUCUGGACAAUUCCCCUUCUGCAGCCUCGGCGGAAAGUGCCACCAAGAGACCGAAACCGAAGCAGAACUGUUGGAACUGCGACGGCGACCACGGGUUGAAGGACUGCAAGCAGCCACGCAAUUUUGCCAAGAUCGACAAAAUGAAGCAAGCGUUCAUGAAGACCAAGGACCGGUACCACGUCGACCUGGAGCAGAAGUACGGCCAUAUCGUUCCCGGCAGGUUGUCCCACGAGCUGCGGCAAGCUCUCGGAUUGAGAAAGCGGGAUCUUCCGGUGCACGUCUAUCGCAUGCGACUUUUCGGAUAUCCUCCCGGUUGGCUGGAGGACGCCAAAAUUACCCAUUCUGGGUUGCAGUUAUUCAAUUCCAUUGGAGACCCCGUACAGGAUUCGGACGAAAGCGAAGGCGAAGUGGAUAAUGUGAAACCCACCAAGUAUGACGUCCGGAAGAUAAUAAGUUUUCCUGGGUUUAACGUUGAUGCCGGUCAGGAGUAUAUCGACAAUUCGAAAUUCUAUGGCGUUCCGCCGAGAAUGGGACACCAAAGUCGAGACGAAAUGAUCAGAAAUCUGGAGGGAACGCUCGUACAAGGAUACCGUCGAAAAAAGCUUCGAUUGGAGAGUUCCGCGCCAGUGGAUGUUGAUCGGGAUGAUCCAGCGGAUAUGGAUCUGGACUAUCAGGAUGAAUCUUUCGUGACAGUAGAUUCGGUAGGUGAUUGCGAUAAGUUGGAAGGCCUCGUUUCAGCUAGCCAGUCUAGUUCACUGCCGUCGUUCAAUGGAAGCAGCACCGGUCCACGGAAUCCGCCGAAGAUGGUGGAAGACGAACCGGAAGAGGGCGAAGUAGAUGAUGAGGAAGAACAGAUGCAUCCGACCAGCGAGCGAAAGCAUAACGAUAUGGCAGAGAAUGGAGAGGACAACAGUGCAAAGGACGACAGUUUGAUUCUGGUGGAAGAGGAUACGGAAGUUAUUUGUUUGGAUGAAACUCGUGCAGAUUCCCCAUCUCUAGACGAUCUGCGGAGGAAACAGAAAGCUCUGUUAAAGCAAUUGGAAUCCAACAGCCCAUGCGUCCAAAACCCUCCGGACAUAUCAAACAACGAUUCGCUGCUCGAAGACGUACUGGAGGCUGAAAAACUGGCGGAAGAGCAAGAAUCGAACGAACUCACAUCACAGUCGACUGCCAAUCCACUUUUUGUACCACCGCUAGGAAUGUUUUCUAUUGGAUUGAUGGGCCCUCCUCCACUUCCGGCAGCCCCACCUCCACCCUCCGAUGCACCCGAAUCCGAACGCCCACCGGAGCCUGAAUUUCUCAAUUUGGAUGAGAUCAAGAUGACCAAAACCCCAUUCAUCGAUGAUCCCGCCUCGAUGGGAUUGAAGAAGAUGUCCCUGGGGACGCCCAUCCUGACACCUUUCACCCCAUUCAAUACGCUGCCCUGUGGAGAAGCAUUUUCCAAAGGUGUGAGUGAUGUGAUUAAUUUUGAAAACCUGCCCAACUCCACCGGUAAGUACGAACGGAUGAAAUCGCUCCUGUCGAAGGUACGAAAUGUCAUUACGGCGCACAAUGGCGAACUGGACGGCGAUAGCAGAUAACCGGAGGAUGACCCUAGUGGACUGAGCGAGGAAGGUGAAAUUGAGUAAUUGUGUAUGACUGUGUGCCGGUGUUCUUCUUUUAGUAAUAAACUGAGAUUAGCAUGAUUGAAAAAUGUGAGGUCCCUUUAAAAAAAGAUUUGAAACGACUAUUGUACUUUAAAACUACAGAUGGUAAUAUAAGAGCGAUAAUAAAAUGUACAAUUUUAUGUUGGCUUGAAGA
This is a messenger RNA of Aedes aegypti (yellow fever mosquito), 2614 nucleotides long. Its product is annotated as zinc finger CCHC domain-containing protein 8 homolog. Lineage: Eukaryota; Metazoa; Arthropoda; Insecta; Diptera; Culicidae. Bases 139 to 2394 code for a protein of 751 amino acids. Gene Ontology annotation, cellular component: catalytic step 2 spliceosome. The transcript is spliced from 4 exons. The record is from RefSeq and is a predicted model, not a curated record. Gene Ontology annotation, molecular function: RNA binding.